Cicer arietinum (chickpea) is the source of this 2329-nucleotide messenger RNA. Lineage: Eukaryota; Viridiplantae; Streptophyta; Magnoliopsida; Fabales; Fabaceae. The record is from RefSeq and is a predicted model, not a curated record.
UAUACACACAUGUGUGUUUUUCUUUUGUUCAUAGUAUUUUGUUUGCUCUGGUGAUGGAGGGAGUAUGAUACCUAUUCAUCUGAUAAGUAUAAAACCCUAAAACCCCAAAACUCAGCACCUCCAUCAAAUCUAAUUCAUAAACAAGUUGCUCGUCGCACUCAACUCAACGCCGCCGGAGUUGCUCGUCGUCUGCCGCAAACACUGAUAAUUUCCUUCAGUGGUAACAAAAAUGGAAGAAGAAGAUGAUUAUGUAGAGUAUGUGCCUGUGGCCAAGCGUCGUGCCAUAGAAGCUCAAAAGAUUCUCCAACGCAAAGGGAAAGCCUCCGCCGUAACGGAUGAUGAGUCCGAAAAACUACCAGUGGUUGAAACUAAACCCAGUCUUCUUGUUAAAGCAUCGCAGUUGAAACGAGAACAACCUGAGAUCAGUGUCACGGAACAGAUUGUUCAACAAGAGAAGGAAAUGAUUGAGAAUUUGUCUGAUAAAAAAACCCUUAUGUCAGUUCGCGAGUUAGCUAAGGGGAUUACUUAUACUGAACCUUUGCCUACUGGGUGGAAACCUCCUUUGCAUAUAAGAAGGAUGUCUAAAAAAGAUUGCGAUUUGAUUCAGAAACAGUGGCAUAUUAUUGUUAAUGGCGAAGAUAUUCCACCCCCGAUUAAGAAUUUUAAGGAUAUGAGGUUUCCAGAACCGAUUUUGAACAUGUUGAAAACCAAGGGGAUUGUGCAGCCAACACCUAUUCAGGUGCAAGGUCUUCCUGUUAUCUUAUCAGGGCGUGAUAUGAUUGGUAUUGCUUUCACAGGAUCUGGAAAAACUUUGGUCUUUGUGCUUCCGAUGAUCAUGAUGGCGUUGCAGGAGGAGAUUAUGAUGCCUAUAGUUCCCGGGGAAGGUCCAUUUGGUUUGAUUAUUUGUCCAUCGAGGGAACUUGCUAGGCAAACUUAUGAAGUCAUUGAACAAUUCUUGUUACCUUUGAAGGAAGCUGGUUAUCCAGAGCUUAGGCCUUUGCUUUGUAUUGGUGGAGUGGAUAUGAGAUCGCAGCUUGACAUUGUGAAAAGGGGGGUUCAUUUAGUUGUUGCGACUCCUGGGAGGUUGAAGGAUAUGUUGGCCAAGAAGAAAAUGAAUCUUGAUAACUGCAGAUAUUUAACAUUAGACGAGGCUGAUCGAUUGGUAGAUUUAGGAUUUGAAGAUGAUAUUAGAGAAGUUUUUGAUCACUUCAAAGCUCAGAGGCAGACUCUGUUAUUUUCUGCUACUAUGCCGACAAAAAUUCAGAACUUUGCUAGAAGUGCUUUGGUGAAACCUAUUAUUGUCAAUGUGGGACGUGCUGGUGCGGCAAAUCUUGACGUUAUUCAGGAGGUAGAGUAUGUCAAGCAAGAAGCGAAAAUAGUUUACCUCCUCGAGUGCCUACAGAAAACUCCACCUCCUGUUCUGAUAUUUUGCGAGAACAAGGCUGAUGUGGAUGACAUUCACGAGUAUCUUCUCUUGAAAGGAGUGGAAGCUGUAGCUAUUCAUGGUGGCAAGGAUCAGGAAGAGAGAGAGUAUGCCAUUUCAUCUUUUAAAGCUGGAAAGAAAGAUGUGUUGGUUGCAACCGACGUUGCAUCCAAAGGUUUGGAUUUUCCCGAUAUUCAGCAUGUCAUCAACUAUGACAUGCCGGCUGAAAUUGAAAAUUAUGUCCAUAGGAUUGGACGGACGGGAAGAUGUGGCAAAACUGGUAUCGCGACAACGUUUAUAAACAAGAACCAAAGUGAGACAACAUUGCUUGAUUUGAAACACCUCUUGCAAGAAGCAAAACAAAGGAUCCCUCCAGUUUUGGCUGAGCUGAAUGAUCCAAUGGAAGAUAAUGAAGAAAUCACAGGCAUUAGUGGUGUCAGGGGAUGUGCGUUUUGUGGCGGGCUUGGUCAUCGUAUCAGUGAUUGUCCCAAAUUAGAACAUCAAAAGAGUGUGACAAUUGCAAACAAUAGAAAGGAUUAUUUUGGUUCUGGAGGAUACAGAGGGGAAAUUUGAAAGGAGUUGAUCUCUUGUGGACUUGUACCUAUAGGCCUUGUUGGAGCUGUGUGUCUUGUUGCUUUUUUCUCAACUGUCAAUAGCUGACUUUUUUUGCAAGCAUCCUUGCUUUUAUCCCUUCCAGACGUCGAAUAUUAUCUUUGGCAAUUACAUGGAAGAGUAUAGUUAGGAUUCUUGGCUUGUGGGAUUUUAUCCGAGUGUGCUAGAGUGUGACCAUGCCUUUUGAAUAUUUUAGAUGUAUACUAUUUUUAGUGUUGACUUGGCUGUAUAUCUAAUGAAGAUGCCUCUUGUAUAUUGAAGAUGCUGUUUUAUUAGGUUUUUGUUGGUUUUGCA